Molecule: messenger RNA, 1347 nt
Organism: Caenorhabditis remanei
Lineage: Eukaryota; Metazoa; Nematoda; Chromadorea; Rhabditida; Rhabditidae
Exons: 3
Coding region: 1-1347 (448 amino acids)
Biological process (GO): microtubule cytoskeleton organization; mitotic cell cycle
Cellular component (GO): cytoplasm; microtubule
Molecular function (GO): GTP binding; structural constituent of cytoskeleton
Source: RefSeq, a predicted model, not a curated record
AUGCGUGAAGUAAUCUCAGUUCACAUUGGUCAAGCAGGAGUCCAAAUCGGAAAUGCGUGUUGGGAGCUUUAUUGCCUCGAACACGGAAUUCAACCCGAUGGAAAGAUGCCAACAGAAUCAACAAUUCAAGGAGAGUCCUUCACAACUUUCUUCUCGGAUACCGGAUCUGGACACUAUGUACCCAGAUCUAUUUUCGUUGAUCUCGAACCAACUGUCAUUGAUGAAAUUCGUACUGGACAAUACAAGAAAUUGUUCCAUCCAGAACAAAUGAUUACUGGAAAAGAAGAUGCAGCUAAUAAUUAUGCACGUGGACAUUAUACAGUUGGAAAAGAACUAAUUGAUACUGUACUCGAUAGAAUUCGUCGUCUCGCUGACAAUUGUAGUGGACUUCAAGGAUUCUUUGUGUUCCAUUCAUUUGGUGGAGGAACUGGAUCUGGAUUUACUUCACUUCUUAUGGAACGCCUCUCCGUGGACUAUGGAAAGAAAUCGAAACUCGAAUUCUCUGUCUAUCCGGCUCCACAAGUCUCCACUGCUGUCGUUGAGCCAUACAACUCAAUUCUCACUACUCAUACUACAUUGGAGCACUCAGAUUGUGCUUUCAUGGUUGACAAUGAGGCUAUCUACGACAUCUGUCGCAGAAAUUUGGAUGUUGGACGCCCAAGCUACACAAAUCUCAACAGAAUCAUCUCACAGGUUGUGUCAUCGAUUACUGCCUCCUUGAGAUUUGACGGAGCUCUCAAUGUUGACUUGAACGAAUUCCAAACUAACCUGGUUCCAUACCCAAGAAUUCAUUUCCCACUCGCCGCCUACACUCCACUCAUCUCUGCUGAAAAAGCUUAUCACGAGGCUCUCUCUGUUAGUGAUAUCACCAAUAGCUGUUUCGAACCAGCCAACCAAAUGGUUAAAUGUGAUCCAAGACAAGGAAAAUACAUGGCUGUUUGCCUCUUGUAUCGCGGAGAUGUUGUUCCAAAGGAUGUGAAUACGGCCAUCGCUGCAAUCAAGACCAAGAGAACUAUUCAAUUCGUUGAUUGGUGCCCAACUGGAUUCAAAGUAGGAAUCAACUAUCAGCCACCAACUGUGGUUCCAGGAGGAGAUCUUGCCAAGGUGCCACGUGCCGUUUGCAUGCUCUCCAAUACCACAGCAAUUGCUGAGGCCUGGUCUCGUUUGGACUACAAGUUCGACUUGAUGUAUGCCAAACGUGCCUUUGUUCACUGGUACGUUGGAGAAGGAAUGGAGGAAGGAGAGUUCACUGAGGCACGUGAGGAUAUGGCUGCUCUUGAGAAGGAUUACGAGGAGGUCGGAGCCGAUUCAAACGAUGCUGCCCAAGAUGAGGGAGAAGAAUAUUAA